Molecule: messenger RNA, 1757 nt
Organism: Centropristis striata (black sea bass)
Lineage: Eukaryota; Metazoa; Chordata; Actinopteri; Perciformes; Serranidae
Gene: traf3ip2a
Product: TRAF3 interacting protein 2a
Exons: 9
Coding region: 296-1582 (428 amino acids)
Biological process (GO): humoral immune response; positive regulation of canonical NF-kappaB signal transduction
Source: RefSeq, a predicted model, not a curated record
ACUGGACACUUUUAACAUAGUUAAUAUCUGUCAUUUCAGUAAGCAUACCUGGCAUACCUUUAGAUCCCAGAUUUUGACCUUUGGACUACUUUGCAGCGAUCGUGUUUUAUGAUAUUUGACACUCAGACGAGCCUCUAAAGGUAGGCAGGUAAUGUUUCAUAUGUUUUCAGUGAGGAAGAAACAAGAAUGUGGAGAUAUUAUUCCUGUAGUUUAUAGAGAAAACUAAUAUAGUUUCAUGACUACGCUUGGUUUCUCUUCCUGUAUGUGUCUCUUCAUGCUCUGUUAAAUUCCUUUAAUGUUGUUUUCAUUUACACGUUCCCACAGGCAACAGAACAACAUGGACUCUUCUAAAGGACCUUGCCCUCAUCAGAGCGUCCCGGUUGAGAUGGAUGAGACCAUGAUGACAUCAUCCAGUCUGGACCUGGCCUGGCUUUCCUCCUGCAAACUGUGUAGUGGACUUACAAGGACCAGCAGAAGGCCUGAGGAACAUGAUUAUGAGCAGGAUCAGGGGCCAGAACACAAUGUGGGCCAGUGGAGACCCCCUGAGAUCCAGCACCAGCAUGGACCCAGAGCAGCCGGUCCUGCUGAGAUGAAUCCCCCCCACCCGGGGCCUCGUUUGGGCCUCACACAGCCGGGGCCAGGGUAUGACCAGGACCUCAUUAGAGGCUAUGCUGGCCCUUCAGAUUGGCCCCAGGAUCACUCUGUGGAGGAGGGGGACCGCCUGGAGACCCCUCUGUCCCUCAGGACUGAAGUUAACUUCACCGGAUACGAACCCAAUCCAAUGCAGGGGAGACCCAGACAGACUGCAUGCUGCCCUCCAGCAAAUCAGCCCCAUCACAAUAAUAAUUACUAUCAUUUUAAGCAUGAAUACCCAGCAGAUCCACGCCAAGAGCCACCACACCAACAACAACAACAACAACAACCAUGGAACCCCAAUAAUAGGGCACAACGUCAGAAUGGCCCCUAUGGAUCUGAGCCUCAGUUUGUGGCCCCCAGAGACGUGAUGCAGGAGGUCAGCGUGGGUCCUUCCCUCCCGCUCGGUCCGGUGCAGACCACCAGGGAGAUCAGGAGGACCAUCAGCCUCCCUGAGGAGUGUAGGAAGGUUUUUAUCACAUAUUCAGUGGACACAGCCAGAGAAAUAGUUCCUUUCACCAAGUUCCUGUCUGAUCAGGGCUUCAGACCAGCAAUUGAUAUCUUCGAUAAUCCGAUCAGAAGAAUGGGCAUCACCAAAUGGAUGGACAGCUUUCUGAACGAUAAAUCAGUGCUGAUUAUCGUGGUCAUCAGCCCCAAAUAUAAGGAGGACGUGGAGGGAGACGGAGACGAUGAACAUGGCCUCCACACCAAGUACAUCCACAACCAGAUCCAAAACGAGUUCAUCCAACAAGGCUGCAGAAACUUCAGACUGGUUCCUGUGUUGUUUCCUAAUGCAUCCAAGAGACAUGUCCCCGCAUGGCUCCAGAACACCACCAUCUUCCAGUGGCCCCGGGACACCCAGGACCUGCUGCUGCGCCUGGUCCGGGAGGAGCGCUACAUCAUCCCCCAGCGAGGGGCCGACCUCACGCUCACUGUCCGCCCCAUCUGACAUUAAAAACAGGAAACAGGAAAGAUUCAUGAGGGAAAGAAGAUAUAAGACAUUGUUUCAUAGUUGUAAAGUGUUUUCAUUUUGUCGCUUGUUUACAGGCAGUGGUGGUUCUAGAUCAGUUUUACUGUGGGGGCCAAGGAGGGGCCAGUGUUUAAUCAGAGGGGCACAUCAGCAC